Sycon ciliatum is the source of this 8353-nucleotide messenger RNA. RefSeq names its product talin-like. Gene Ontology annotation, biological process: cell-cell adhesion; response to oxidative stress. Gene Ontology annotation, molecular function: structural constituent of cytoskeleton; peroxidase activity; integrin binding. Gene Ontology annotation, cellular component: focal adhesion; ruffle; cytoskeleton. The coding region runs from base 146 to 7642 and encodes 2498 amino acids. The transcript is spliced from 53 exons. Lineage: Eukaryota; Metazoa; Porifera; Calcarea; Leucosolenida; Sycettidae. The record is from RefSeq and is a predicted model, not a curated record.
UCAAAUCCUUCUUGUCAGCUGGUGCUCUGUUCGCAGAACCAGCCAUUUUCUGCCGUGACUGGUUCGUUUGAGUGAAUCGAGCUCAGCGCCGAGUGUGGACGUAGCGUGCUCCGGCUGUGAGGUGUGAGAACGCCGCUCUCUCACCAUGGCGGAUAUCUCGCUGAAGAUCAACAUCCCCACUUUGGGGGUGGUCAAGACCCUGUCCUUCCCGCCGUCGUUGAUGGUCCUGGAUGUGUGCAAGCAGAUCCGAGAACGCGUGGCGGACGCAGCUAGCGUGGGCUUGCCAAAGGACACUGGUCUUUUCCGACCGAAUGAUGACCCGAAGAAAGCGCAGUGGCUGGACAAUGCCAGGACAUUGGAUUUCUACACGCUACGCUCCGGGGACCUGCUGGACUAUGUGAAGAAGACGAGGCCGUUGCGGGUCAAGAUGAUGGACGGCUCUCUGAAGACCGUGCUUAUCGAUGACAGUGCUACGGUUGAGGACCUGGUGAAGACAAUCUGUGAGCGGGUGGGCAUUUCCAACGCCAACGAGUACUCACUGCUGGACGAGGAGACUGACCAGGAGAAAGCGGAGGCGUCUAAGCGCCGUGGAUCCGUCAGCGGAGUCAUGGACGGUGAUGUAAUGCUGCGCUGGCUGCAGCCGGAGAAGUCUCUCCGCGAACAAAACAUCAAGGAGAGUACAGUGCUGACACUGCGACUCAAGUUCUGGAAUCGGCAGAUCGAUCAGAACGACCCCGUGCAGCUGAACCUCCUGUGUGCAGAGGCUCGCAGUGCAAUUCUCACUGGUGCCCAUCCGAUCACUGAAGGCGAGGCAAUCCAGUUUGCGGCGCUCCAGGCACAAGAAACAUUUGGCAACUUUGACCCGGCCAAGAACAAGACAUUAGCCUACAGCGACUUGGGUCCCUUCUUGCCACGGGAGUAUGGUAAGAAUCGUGCGAUCAACGACAAGGUGAUUGCCGAGUUCCAGAAGCUGACCGGCCUGACGGAUAUCAAUGCCAAGCUGCGCUAUGUGCGCCUGUUCCGCUCGCUGAAGACGUACGGAGUUAGCUUCUUCCAUGUCAAGGAGAAGGUGAAGGGAAAGAACAGGCUGACGCCAAGGUUGCUGGGUGUGUCCCGUGAGAACGUGAUGCGAUUAGACGAGAAGACCAAGGAGGUGCUCAAGACGUGGCCAUUGGUUACUGUCCGUCGCUGGGCAGCCUCUCCCAAUAGCUUCACGCUGGAUUUUGGAGACUACGCCGAGUCCUAUUACUCCGUGCAGACAUCAGAGGGCGAGGCAAUCUCACAGCUGCUCGCAGGAUACAUCGACAUCGUUCUGAAGCGGACAAAGGCACAGAACCUGCCUGGUGGUGGAGGACAGGCUGCUGACAUCUCCGACCCAGCAAAGGCAGCUCCAGCACCGGUGCCGCAAGUACAGCACAUGCCUGGCGGAAUGCAGCUCGGCCAGAUGAUGCCGCGCACCAUGUCAAUUUCACAGCCUGUGUCACAUACCGCCAGUGCUGCACAGACCGCUCUGUCUAAAAGUAUCAACAACACACUGGCCCUGAUUGCCAGCGUAUCACCUGACCUGAACUCUGCGGCCGACUUGCCUCCCAUUGGCUCCGACCCAAGCUCUGUGCAGUGGAAACAGAAUCAGAUUGAUGUCCUGCGGCAGAAUGCCUCGUCGCAAGUCACUGCUAUUGCCGCCUCGGCUGCACAGAUCAUUCGACGGACAUCAGGCGAUGAUGAUGACACGAACUACACAGCUGUCGGUUCCUCAGUGACAACAAUUUCUUCCAACUUCACGGAGCUGACCAAGGGUGUAAGGACACUGGCAGCUCUCCUGGCCGAUACAGGGGACUCCAAAAAGAUGCUGCAGUCUGCCAAGGAUCUGGCCGCUAGCACACAGAAGCUGCUCAAUGCCGUCCUUCCGGAGCAGAAUGCUUCACGUCAAGUUCUACUGGGUGCCGCUGGUGACACAGGCAUCGCCUCCGGGGAGGUCCUGAAGGCCAUCGGUGAGCAACUUGCCAACUCCGAAUUCCAGGAGCAACUUCUAACUCUGGCCAAGGAGGUGGCUAACUCCACCCAGGCGCUGGUGCAGCAUGUCAAGGAAGUGGCACAGAAGUGCGAGGACAAGACACUGAAGGCUGAGCUGGUGACGUCCACCAAGCGCACCGCCACCAGCACAUCACAACUCGUAGCAUGCACCAAGACACUGUCCAGUUGCGUAACGAGUCACAUUGCUCAGGAGCAGAUGAACGAGGCAGCGCUGGCUGUUGCUGCCGCCGUGGACGCUAUCUUCAGCGCCACGCAGAAGUCCUGCCACGACGAGAAGCAGCUGUCGGCCAUCGGCAGCGCUGCCACGGCCGUCACAGCCGCCAUCGACUCGGUCAUGAACAAGCUGCGCGAGGGACCGCAGACCACCGGCAGUGGUGAGGGGAAGUCGUCCACGCAGCACGAGGACCUCAUCGACAGCGUCAUGGACAGCAUCGAGCAGCUGUUCAGCAGUCUGGGACGACCAGCCGACAUGGUCAAGCAGGCCCGGCAACUGGCGACUGCGUCAUCUCGCCUUGUCACUGGUCUCCGCGAUGAGGCCAAGGCACUGUCUGCAGACCCACAAAAGCAGAAGCAAGUCUUGGGCUCGGCCAAGAAGCUCGCCGACUCCACGGCGAAAAUGGUGGAAUGUGCAAAGGGCGCCGCCACGCAUGCCAACGACGAGGUGUACCAGACCGGUCUGAAGAAGGCCACCGAGGAUCUGCGCAGUGUGGUGGACGAGGCAUUUGGUAGUGUCCUGCGCAAGAAGGCCAUUGCCAAGCUGCAGAACGUGGCAAAGCAAACCGCCUCCGGCGCCACACAGCUGAUCGCGGCGGCGCAGGGUGCCGGCGCCAGCAACCGCAACACCGCCUCCCAGCAGCAGCUAGCCGCGCACGGCAAGGAGGUGGCCAGCUCUGUCGGCGCCCUGGUGCAGUCCAUCCGCUUCGUGAACGGCAAUCCGGACGGCGCGUCCGCCCAGCUCGGCCUGAUCCACUCGUGCCAGCAGCUAGCACAGCCGACGUCCAGGCUCGUCGCUGCGUGUAAAGCGGCCGUGCCAACCAUCGGUGACUCUGCGGCCGCUCUGCAACUGAGCAACUUCUCCAAGUCGCUCAGCGCUCUGCUGGUGGACCUGAGCACUAGUGCCAAGGCUGCGCUGCAGACGUGUGGCUCACUGGAGCUGGACAGCGCUGCCGACAAUGUCCGCCAGCUGUCCAAGGACAUCGAGGCCGUUCUGAAGGUUAUCAAGAGCGGCAAGCUGUUGCCCCUGCCCGGCGAGACUCUGGAGAGUGCCUCGCUGGAAUUGGGAAUCUCCACGAAGACGUUCGGCUCGUCCAUGGCCCAACUUCUGACUGCUGCAUCUCAGGGCAAAGAGAACUACACGGGUGUGGCUGCACGUGACGUGGCCAAUGCUCUGAAGGUGGUCUACACCGCCGGCCGUGGUGUGGCCGCUGGCUUCCAGGAUCAACGCCAGGCUCAGGAGGCCAUCAUGCAGGCUUGCAGUGGUCUCAUGGACCAGUCAUUGAAGCUUCUCCUGGCCGCCAAAGAUGCUUUGCUGAAUCCGGGCACACCUCAACCCAAGGCCCAGCUUGCUCUGAGUGCUAAGAAUGUCCAGCAGUCGCUCGGCGUCAUGUUUGGCUGCCUGCCAAGCGUACGUGAUGUCGACACGUUCAUUCAGGCCAUCGCCAAGGCGGCUCAGAAGCUCAGCGGAAAGCUGCCCAAACCGUCUGACAGCUAUCAGAAGUUGCAGCUGACACUGAACGAGAACGGUGCCAGUCUCAACGCGAGUGCCUCUCACCUGGUCGUGUCCUCCAAGGGCGGCAGCAGUAUGCUGGCUAAGGCCGCAAAGAAGUUCACCGACGACGCCAUGCUAGUGUUCGAUGCCGCUCUGGCCAUCGCUGGUGCUACCAAGAGCAAGGAUGAUCAGAAGUUGAUUAUUGAUGCUGCAAUGGCCCUGGCGAAUUCCUCUGGAAAGUUCUUGGUGGCUGGCAAGCAGUUGGCGGCGCAUCCGGAAGCGCUCAAUGCCAAGAACCAGUUGAACGUAGAGAGCAGAAACGUAACGGACUCCAUCAACACCCUGCUGGGCAAGUGCGUGUCGACAACGCCUGGCCAAAAGGAGUGUGAGAACGUUCUGCGUAGCAUUGAGGGAUCUGGUAGCAUACUGGAGACCAUCUCUGAGCCAGUGACAGACCUGACGUUCCUCGAAUGCCAGCAGACAGUCCAGGCAAAGGCAACGACACUUGGCGCAACCAUGGGAGUCGUUCCGGCUCACAUCAAGAAGCGUGAAUUCGACAAGUUCGGAGACAGCAUCACGGAGGCUGCGGAAUGCAUCUCCUCACUGCUCGAGGCUGCCGCUCAGGCUGCGUAUCUGAUCGGAGUAUCGGACCCGACCAGCAUCGCCUCGCAGCCGGGCCUGGUGGAUAGCACGCAGACUGCACAGGCGCAGCAGGCCAUCCAGAACGCCUGUGACACACUGCUGAACCCGGCCAGCCGCAACCAGCAGAUCCUGGCCGCCGCCACCACCAUCGCCAAGCACACGGCCGCGCUGUGCAACAGCUGCAAGAGCGCCUCGCAGCGCACUCGCAACGAGGUGGCUCGCCAUAACUUUGUGCAGUCGGCCAAGGACAUUGCCGAGGCCACCGGUCAACUGGUCAAGGCCAUCAAGAGCUUGGCUGGUGGACUCACGGAUCAGAACAGAGAGGUGUGUAAGAAGUCCACCAUACCCCUGCUAGAGUCCAUUGACAAGUUUGUCGUGUUCUCCGCAUCGCCAGAGUUUGCGUCCGUAGCAGCCAAGAUCAGCAAAAGCGCUCAGUUGAACAUGAAGCCCAUCAUCGAGGCCGCCAAGGCAGUCCUGUCGACCAGCGUCAGCUUUGUCAACGCGGCAAAGAGCCUGUGUGGCAACGCUGACGAUGCAGCCUCGUGGCAACUCCUCGCCAUGCACAGCAAGACCGUCACCGAAGCCGUCAAGAGAUUACUUGAAGAAAUUGUAUCCAAAGCACCUGGACAGCAUGAAUGUGAGACUGCAAUUCAGAGCAUUGUCAAGCUGAUGAACGAAAUUGAUCAGUCCACCCUGGGCGCAAUCAGCAACACUCUUCAGCCGCGUGCCGAGUCGACACUGGAGGGCUUCCGGGAGCGUUCCGUCAGUGCUCUCAACGGCAUUCAGGAUACGGUGAGAUCCGUGGUGCAGGCAGCCACGUCCGACCCGACCAAACUGGGCCACACCGUCAGUCUGAUCAGCAGCUACUGUGAUCCCUUGGUCAGUGGCCUUGUCGGAGCUGCCAGCCGAACCAAGGACUCAACCCGCCAGAUGCUCAUCCUCAACCAGGCAAAGACCCUCGUCGAAUGUCUGCUUGAGCUUCUGACUGUCGGCAAGAAAGCUGGUGGAAACUCAUCGGCUACAUCGGCUAAUGCCGAGGUGGUGCAGGCUGGCAAGGCCGUACAGCUGUCGUCCGGUGAGCUCAUCACCACCGUACAGGCCGGCAUGGCAUCACACGGUGUUGAGGGACCCAUCGCCACCAUUCGCCAGGUCAUGGACAGACUGGAUGAUGCUCUGGCCCUGGAUCCGGACAAGUCUUUCCUGGAGUAUCAGGAGUCACUGGUGCGCACAACACGGAGCAUUGCCACGACCAGUCAAGUUAUUCUUGGCAAGGCCAGCACAGAGCCAGAGAAGAUCGCCCCACUGCUCACCGACAUCACCAAUCACUUCGGAGCGCUGGGAGGAGAGGCCAGGAAUGCACUGGCUGCCUGCGAACAAGCUGAUGUUGCCGCUCGCAUUCAGAAGAGUUCCAAGGCUCUGGGUGAGUCCAUUGGUCAACUGAUCUCCAACGCUGGUGCAGUGAUGGACAACCCGUCCGAUUCCUUCUACAAAUUGGAGCUGGGCAGCGCCGCCAAGGCCGUUUCACAGCAGGUGUCAUUCAUGCUAGCUGCACUGCAGGCCGGAUCGCGGGGAACACAGGCGUGCCUGGAGUCGAUCAUGGUCCUUUCUGGUGUCACGGGCGACUUGGAAACAACGUGUAUGUUUGCCGACGCCGGCACUCUCACACCACUGGGACCCACGGACACAUUCUCCGACCAUCGUGACAUUCUGAUGAGCAAUGCCAAGACUCUAGUGGAGGACACCAAGAAGCUAGUGGCCAGUGCUGCUGGCACUCAGGAGCAGCUGGCAGCGGCGGCCGAGAGUAUCGUUGUGACCGUCCAGGGCAUUGCCAACGCCGCCAAGGACGGCGCAGCGGCCAUCGGGCCAGACGACAAGGAGGCACAGGUCAUGGUGCUGAACUCUGCCAAGGACGUGAGCCAGGCGCUCUCCAGCCUACUGCUGGCCACCAAGAACGCCAGCGGCAAGAGCGUGGCCGAUCCGGAGAUGGAAGAGCUGAAGACAUGCGCAAAGGUCAUGAUCGGCAGUGUGUCGUCGCUCAUCAAGACCGUCAAGAUCUCCGACGACGAAGCGGCACGCGGCGGACGCGGUAUGGAGACCGCCAUCGAGGCCGUCAACCAAGAGCUCCAGAUCUUCACGUCCAGUGAGGCACCACAGCGCGAGUCCACGCCCGAGGAUCUGAUCCACGCCACUAAGGCCAUCACCAUGACGACGGCGCGUGCCAUUGCUGCCGCAAACAGCGGCAAGCAGAGCGAUGUGCUGAACGUGGCACAGCUGGCGCGUAAGGCUGUCGCAGAGCUGCUGGCUACGGCCAAGGCUGCUGCAGCCGCUGCAGAGAACGACCAGCACGCAGAGCAAGUCAGAGCAUCGGCGCAGGCCUGCGUGAAAGCAUUGCUUCUGGUCAUGGACUCUGUACUCAUGAUCACCACCAAGCAGAACUACGAGAAGAAGCAGAAGCUGCCCGAGCUGUCCAAGGCUGUGGCAGUGGCGGUCAGCGACGUCAUCCAGUCUGCAGAAGUCCUCAAAGGAACGGAUUGGGUCAACCCCGACGAUCCCAACGUCCAGGCUGAGAAUGAGCUCCUGGCAGCUGCCUCGGCCAUCGAAGCAGCUGCUAAGAAGCUGACCGCACUCAGAAAGCGCGAGGACGCACAGGAGGCUGAUCCAUCGCUCAACUUCCACGAACAGAUUGUGGAGGCUGCCCGUGCCAUCACGGCAGCCACUGGUGCUCUCGUCAAGUCCGCAACGCAAGCUCAGCGCGAGCUCGUGGCGUCCGGAGCUAUGCAAGUAUCAGAUGGUGGCUAUGGUGGUGAUGAGUUCCAACAGUGGUCUCAGGGACUGGUGUCAGCGGCCAAGACUGUAGCAGCCACCACCAACGCUCUGUGUGAGGCGGCCAACGCGGCCGUGGACGGUGGCGCCAGCGAGGAGCGUCUCAUCGCCUCCUCCAAGGCCGUGGCCAAGGCCACCGCUCAGCUCCUGGUGGCGUGCAUGAUUAAGGCCGAUCCAACGGGAUCCUCCAUGAAGCGACUCCAGGAGGCUGGCCAAGCUGUGAAGGCUGCAUCUGAGAACCUUGUCAAGGCAGCUAAGCAGGCUAUGGAGGCAGCCAUGGACGAGGAAGUCCCGAUCAAUGUAUCAGAAAGACAUGUUGGCGGCAUGGCACAGGAGAUCGAAGCCAUGGAGCAGCUGCAGAUGAAGGAGAAAGAGCUGGAGCUUGCCAAGAGGCAGCUGCACAGGAUUCGCCAGGACCGCUACAAGGUCAAUUAACGGCUGUGUCGAAUCACACUGUCACAAGCACUCACCCACUACUACUACCCCGCGAUCCAUGCCUGAAGUUAGCUUUCCUUUCUUGUCCUCACUGUCGUGUACACGCUGAUUUGCACGGUUCGAAUCUCCUUUGUUCUGACCGUGUUUCUUCGCCGCAACAUUUUAUUUUAUUUUUUCUGUCUCCCUCACCUACUUUGGACAUAAUUAUUUGAAGCACCUUUCUUGCACAAUUCCCGUUCCAUGCAAGUAUUGCGAUUGCGCUUGCCCACUGCUAAACAUAAUUGCUGCUGGAGAGAAAGCUGGGUGCUCCGUCACCUACCCACGUCAUAGAUGCUCUUGUUUCAGUACACCCGUGUGUUGUGCUGCCUGGUUAGCUUGUGUUUCGCAGUGUGCACUCGCUCUGGCCGUUUAAAACUAUACUGACGUCUCGUGCACUCAUUCCUGCAACUACACUGACACUAGAUAUAUUUUUGGGAUAUGAAGAAUGAGGAUACAGGAGAUGCAUCGUUAACUUUUGAAGCUUUCUGCCUGGGGAAAACCUCCAAUUCGGAUUCUAUUCCAUUCUAUUCUAUUUUAUUUUAUUCUAUUCUGUGUAUUUACUAUUUAGCCCUGGAGAUUUUGCUUACAGCAUGAUUUGCGUCACUGUACUCUACUUUGCGUGAUAUACAUCCUUGUAUGACGAUAUGAAACGAUCUUAUCGGUACAAGUUAA